AUGAGGAAGGCGGAGGAGAUGUUUUUCACAGAGGAAGGCGAGGUGGUCAAGCACAGCAUGGCAACCAAGCAAGCAGCCCUGGAUGCAGCGUAUCAGGCCCUGGUCCAGGACAUGGAGCAGGCAAUUGCUAGGAGCACGGAUACGCAACUUCGUCAACCGUCUCUUCGCGGCAAACCUCCUACGGUGAAAUGGGUCCCCGCCACGGCCUUCCAGAAGAAGCACCAGAAGUCUUGGGUUUGGGGCUCCCUGGCGAAACCACUGAUCUGGCUCAGGGGCAAAGCGCAGGAAACUAGAGCCUUCUUCGCGGGCAAGUGCAACGAGAUUCGGAACCGAGAUCCGCAUCACCAGGUCACGCCGCAACGAAAAUGUCACGAAUUUCGGUGUCCAGAAAGUGUGACCAGCAUUUCCAGAUAUGACGUCAACUGGGCCUUAGAAGAGGUUCAGUCCCCGCCCCAGCAGCUCAGCAACUCUGGGUCACUCCAGCAGGCCCUGGAUACGUUUAGGAACCUCCUGCUGGCCAUCAGUCUGGACAGCCAGGCCGGGUGCCUCAACGCCGAGUUGGUCGAUCGCAUGUUCGUUGAUUUCUUAGACGAGCUGGAGAGUAGCAUCAGCCAGGAGGAGAGGCAGAGCGCCAACGACAGCAACAAGCAGUGGAGGGACUGGGCGGCCGAGGACCUGUACCAGAAAGCGCUCCACAACAAGUUCAGUACCCACAUUUUAUCGGUCAUUCUCAAUCAGCAUAAGUCUAGAAGAUUAGUGUCGUUCUCGUCUAUGGUCACCGACGUGGGCUACACCACCAGGGGAAUCCCAGCAGGCGACAGCUUCGCCACUUACCUCGUUCAAAUGUAUUGCAUCAAUGAGCUAGACGCCUGGCAGUCUCAGCACAGUAUGGUGCAGCUGAGCGUCUUCAUCGACGACUUCCUCCAGCAAGCUGAAAGCAGUUCUAUGCUGACGGUGCUGACAAACCUGACAGAUGCAGCCCAUGACAUGCGACAGGUGAUCGAGUUAGACCUACAGUGCCCUGUGGCCGAUCACAAAUCAGUAGUCCUUGCGUCUUCCGAGAAGUUGCAGUUGCAGAUAGUCAAGGCCCUUGGAACCAAAGGCGGACAGGCACUAGACUCGGCAGCCAACUUGGGCAUCGAAGACAGCGCUGGGCGCAGCAGAACGUACAAGAAGCACAG
Molecule: messenger RNA, 1181 nt
Organism: Prorocentrum cordatum
Lineage: Eukaryota; Dinophyceae; Prorocentrales; Prorocentraceae
Source: the annotation of a GenBank genome assembly